AUGUAUAUCCUGUCGAAGUUUCAGGGUCCCGUGCUUGCUUGUAUGACCUUUUAUGUUCAGAGACACCAAGAUGGACUCUUCAAAUGGAUUUGCAGACAUCUUCUUCUUCUGAUCUUUAAGCCUUGGUAUAUUCAUCUGCAUAAAGUGUUCUGGUGUACACAGAAGCCUUGGAGUCCAUAUAUCAAAGUUAAGCUCGAUGAGUGGACAGAUGAUCAAGUUGAUAUGCUCAUAGGGUACGGUGGAAACACUGCAGUGAACCAGAGAUAUGAAGCUUGCAACCUAGACCAGUUAAAGAAACCUAAACCAGAUUCUAAUAAUGAGGAGCGAAGUGAUUUUAUCAGGAAGAAAUAUGAGCUACACCAGUUUAUGGAUCCAAAAGAUAGUGCUAUGUGCCCUAAUCAGCAGCCUAGCAGAAUAAACAAUCCACCACCUACGUUGUGUUCUUCUACCCACCGUUCUGCAAAAAAUCGUAUUGGGCAUGCUCUGAGGAAUAGCUGGGGAAGAAGAGAAUCUGAUCACAAAUGCACAAAGAAGAGCAAUUCUCUGGCAGGGAUGGUUGAGUUUGUCGGAUUGAUUAAGGUUAAUGUGGUCAAAGGAACAAACCUUGCGGUUCGAGAUGUGAUGACCAGUGACCCUUAUGUAAUCCUUUCUCUUGGCCAACAAUCGGUAAAAACACGGGUGAUAAAAAACAACUUGAAUCCCGUGUGGAAUGAGACGCUGAUGCUUUCGAUACCCGAGCAGGUGCCUCCUCUGAAAGUGCUAGUGUACGAUAAGGAUACGUUCACAACAGAUGAUUUCAUGGGAGAGGCAGAGAUAGACAUAGAACCAUUGGUGAGUGCAGCAAUAGAGUACGAGACAUCGACCAUAAAAGAAGCGAGGCGGGUGGGGAGUUGGCUGGGGUGCAAAGAGGAUCCAUCGGUGAGUGAUGGAAUAGUCUCACAUGAAGAAGUGAAAGUGAAACAAGAUAUAUCUCUAAGGCUUCAAAAAGUGGAGAGAGGUGUUCUUGAGAUCCAGAUUGAAUGUCUUCCUCUCACUCAAUGAUAAAACUUUCA
Molecule: messenger RNA, 1052 nt
Organism: Eruca vesicaria subsp. sativa (arugula)
Lineage: Eukaryota; Viridiplantae; Streptophyta; Magnoliopsida; Brassicales; Brassicaceae
Source: the annotation of a GenBank genome assembly